UUUAAAGCAAAAAUAAUACACAAGUGGAAAGAAAUAGUUGUUUGCUCAUUUGGACCCAUUGGGAAAUUGUGUAGAUAUCUCUUGGAUAUGAUGGUAAUGGAUAAAUUUUUUUAGACUAAAUUUCGAAAUUAUUUCGAAUUCAACCAUGUCUUCCUUUAAUAUCUUCCAGUUAGGUUCGAACCUAAAAUAUUCCAAGCGUGUUCUAAUCAUCCAGUCCUGCAUAUUGAUCCGAUGUAACCCCGUUAGACUUUUUCUGCGAGAAUUACAAAACUCUAGCGACUUGGCUUAAAUUGUGUUUGUAGAAGACGGUGAUACUUUCCUUGCAAAUAUGUUAGACUUUUAUUUAGUAUCAAUUUUUCUUGGAUUUUCAAGUCAUCGGUGGAAAAAUGUUGGAUAAUUUAGGCAAUUUGAAUUCAAUUUCAAUACACGCAGUUUAAAGCAAAAAAAUGGGAAAUUCGACCCAUUAACUGGGUAUGUUCAGUUCAAAUAACUGAUAAAUGCAAAGUCGAUCUUGUACAUUUUAAGCGACAUUCUUCUGCAGCCAAACGUUUUCAAAUAACACACUAUUUAAGGUCUAGAACUCUCUAAAAAUUUGCCAGACAAGUCGUAGCUAAUGCAUCACAUAUCAUGAAAUUAGAGAUUAUUAUUAUUAAUCUUUUAAAUAUUGAGCGGUCUUAUUAUUUACUUACAAUCAUAGAUCCCAAAUGACAAAAACGAUUUCAAACUAGGAAGGCAUAAACAUGAAUCACUUUCCUUUUAACGGCCUUUGGAAGAAAAUGAUAUUCGUUUUGUUUAUUUCUGGAAGCAUCCUGCUCACGAUUUCAUACUACGACUAUGCCACCGUGUUGAAAUACCAAUAUCUAAUAAAUUCCAGCUUGAAUCCCGGAAACCAGUCAACUGAUAAUAAUCACACAGAAGUUGUCAAUAAAACAGCAGCAAAGAAUCUCCGUGGUGGCCAUGUGGAAGAAGACAGCAGGUUUGAACAGGAGGACUUGCAGGAAGAAGGCACACACGAGACCAACAGUGUUUCACAUCAGGAUACGACUACUUGGAAAGUGAAAAACCUUGAAGAAACCAACAGAAAAACAACGCAGGGUUUAAAGGAACACCAACAAGCUUCUACUCAUCCAGUAGAGCAGGAUUCUAAUGCAGCAAACUUAAACAAUGAGGGCUCCUAUCUAGUAUCCAGUUCAAAAUGCAAAAUAAAAAACCAAGAUCCCUUUUCCUCUGAUGCUAAACAAUUCCUCAAACCCAGCAAAUACAAGAGAUGCACCAAAAUCCCUUUGCUAACUUAUGUGACGAAAGAAGACAAUAUUGCAACAGUUCACGUGGAUGCUAAGCUGAUUCCUCAAUACACUAAAAGCACCAUAUCCUGCUGCUACUCAGAUGUAUCCAGAGGCAAACCAAUGAAAAAUCGGGACGAUUCUAUUCAGUUGACCACGUGCACAGAGUUUGAGAAGAACGUGACGAUUUCAAAGGAGGCGAUCCUCGUUCGUUGCAUUGAACACAAUACAAAAGAGAAAAUUUACGAAAACGUCCAUACUUCUAUUAGAAUAACCAGUAACGUCCAGAACAAAAUUAACUUCUAUGACAAUAGUACGAUUAAACCGUUGAGUGUCCUUUUCGUCGGCAUCGACAGCAUUUCCAGGCUUAAUUUUAUUAGAGCUUUACCAAAAACUUGCAAGUAUGUGGAGAACAAUGGCUGGAUAUCCUUGAAAGGGUACAAUAAAAUCGAUGACAAUACUUUCCCCAAUCUUAUGGCGAUACUAACGGGCUUUAAUCAGACAACUGCCUAUGCGAUCUGCAAACCCAAAACCAUGGGCUUCCUGGACAAAUGUCCAAUGUUAUGGUACAAGUACAGGGACUUUUCCUAUGUUACAGCUUAUGCCGAAGAUGAAGCCAAUAUCAGCACUUUUAAUUUCAACAAAAAGGGGUUUGUAUCUUCUCCAACCGAUUAUUAUUUCCGCCCUUAUAUAAUGGCAACCGAAAGGCUGAAUAAAGUGUCGGUCAGUUCAAUGGGAUAUUGCACAGGACCAGAAACAGCUGGUGAACGAAUUCUGAAUCUGGUCAAGGAGUUUGGCGUUACCUUCAAGAAUCAGCCCCAUUUUGGGUUCUUCUGGAUGAACACUUUCAGCCACAACGAAAUCAGCACGCCAACAAUGAUGGACAAUAAAUUGAGAGGCUUCUUGAUCGAUUUGGACCACAAAGGUGUCACCAACAACACCAUCAUCAUUUUCCUGAGCGACCAUGGGAUUCGAUUUGGUGACAUUCGAACCACCGAAACUGGAUGGCUGGAAGAGCGACUGCCCUUCAUCUACUUUUCCUUCCCGCCCUGGUUUAAAGACAGGUUCCCAAGGGAAUAUGGAAACUUCCAGAAAAACACUGACAAACUCACAACGCCCUAUGAUCUACAUAUGACGCUCCAGCACGUUCUCACUAUGUCAGGAUUGAAUCAUACGAUCAGUCCAAGCAAUGCUUGUCCAAGAUGCAAGUCGCUUUUUGAAGAGAUACCCAAAGAACGAUCGUGUGAAGAUGCGCGUAUUACAGACCAUUGGUGUACUUGUGCGGGAUACACACAGACGAAGUUGCAGCCUGCAGCCGAGAAAAAAGUAGCUAAAGUGAUAGUAGCUGCUGUUAAUGCACAGGUGGCGACCAAAGAGGGUGGAAGCAAAUGUGCCAAAUAUACAGUAAGUGGAAUUACGACUCGACUGUCGCACAAGUUUUCCUACAAAAACACGUCGUAUAUCCUGGUCAUUCUAAAGACCAACCCUAAAGCAGUAUUUGAAGCGACUGUAAGUUUUAAUGGUGAUAUUAUGAAUAGCACGUUCAAAACUGGAAGUAUUAGUAGGCUAGAUUAUUACAGUACACAUAGUCAUUGCGUCUCUGAUGCAAAUUUGAAGAAAUAUUGUUACUGUAUAUAGACUUUAAUGUUAUCGUUAUGGGAUUUUUGGUUGAAAUUAUAGAUAAUUCCUGCAUUUUAACCACAAUAUUAUAUAUUGAAGAUCAUCAGAUUCGUUUGGGAAAUUACGCAUAGUUUUAACCAAUUAUUCUUUCCACGUGCCUUGACUAUUUGUUAUUAGACGUACUUGCCAAAGACUAUUUACAAUAAGUAUUUAUGAUCUCUAUAUGUUUACAGAAAUUAUAUUUCAUAAUUGCGCUUUUUCGCCUUCGUUCAGCGUCGAAUUGCUCAAAAGCGACACUUAGUUCGAAUUUUCCACAAAAGUGUACAUACACUUUUGAUCCAUGCCAAACUCUACAUUAAGUAAGAUAUGCAUCUAAAAUAUAUCAUAUUGUGUAACAUGUAAAGCUAUAUAGGACAUAUGAUAUAAGACUUUCUAAUUCUGUAGAAAAUGAUCCAUAUUUAGUUGAAGAAUGGUGCUAAUGGAGAAUUUUAUUGGCGUUACAAGGACAAUAUUGAUAAAACUGGUGAAAUUUUUGUGUUUUUAGGCUGUGGUGGAAAAGCAUGUGUGGCUUGCAAAAGGCAGGAAUAAACUAUUUUCCGCCACCUCGCCAGUUUCAAGAAAUGGCCGCACACACACAGCAUAUCAAAAGCCAAUCCCUUUUGAUACAAUGUUGUGUGUUUUUAAAGUCAAACAAUUUAACGGAAACAAAAGGAAAUACACAGUACAAUGUCAAAUUGCCAAAACUCUUUUUCGGCUCAUUUAAAUUCCAAUCAAAAUCAGAUCAGUAAAACGUCUAAAUAUUAACUGGAAAUGCAAAUAAUUACAUAAAUUCGCAAUCUGUGAUAUAUAUUUCCAAAAUUAGAUGCGAUUAUCGCUUAAUUUGGAUCAACAUAUCUGAUUUUCUCUAUUCCAUAGUGAAUCCCCAGCAGUUGCUGUUUGAUUCCUCAGUAGCCGUAGAAAACAUUGUUACCAGUUAUAGUUUUAAGACUCAACUGUAUUUGAACUAUUUAUGUUUUAGGAAAUAAUCUAGUCAUGUACCAUUGCAACAAUGUUAUGGCGACAAUUCGGAUGGUUAAUUAGAUAUGUAUGACGUAAUACAAUUUUACUCCUUGG
This is a messenger RNA of Dendroctonus ponderosae (mountain pine beetle), 4016 nucleotides long. RefSeq lists its product as uncharacterized. The record is from RefSeq and is a predicted model, not a curated record. NCBI's taxonomy places the organism in Eukaryota, Metazoa, Arthropoda, Insecta, Coleoptera, Curculionidae. The coding region runs from base 741 to 2921 and encodes 726 amino acids. The transcript has 12 exons.